Molecule: messenger RNA, 2392 nt
Organism: Hermetia illucens (black soldier fly)
Lineage: Eukaryota; Metazoa; Arthropoda; Insecta; Diptera; Stratiomyidae
Product: annexin B11
Exons: 7
Coding region: 494-2002 (502 amino acids)
Cellular component (GO): cytoplasm
Molecular function (GO): calcium ion binding; calcium-dependent phospholipid binding
Source: RefSeq, a predicted model, not a curated record
GAACUAGAUUCACUUGCUGGCUUGGAGCCAAAGCCGGGAAGCACUCUCAAUUGUUGUUUCUUGGAAUUCGACGCGAUAAUAGUCUCUACUACUUGGAUAUGUGGAGAUAAAUAGGGAGCAUAUGAGGAAGCAAGACGUUCAGCGCCGGCAGAAAAGUUCUAGCUGCUGUGGCAGCCUCUCCACUUAAGUGCUCUUUGCCCAAGAUAAGGUGUUAUUCUGCGCUGAUAAUAUCAUAAAAAUGAAUAACUAUUAGUGCGGAUGUUGUAGGCGAGUGAAAUCUUAGUAGUUUUGGUAGCGGAGUCAGAUACGUAUUUAAUUUUGGGAGUAUUCCAUUUUGGAAGCAGACAACGUUAAUACUAUCUAAUUGCCUAAUUCAAGUAAGGUUCGCCUACAAAUUAUCGAUUUGUGUAUGUUGCAAUAGUGGAUAAGUGUGACUGGUGCUAUCCCAUUCAACAGGUGUUCGUCAGAUUAACGAUUUAAACAGAGCAGAAAAAUGUAUCCAUUCGGAUCAGGAGCGCCUCAUGCACCACCUAACAACUCUUCAUCAUCAAUGUAUCCACAAAAUGUGCCAUUCGGUGCAGGAUUUUACGCGCCACCACAAAACCAAUCGCCCUAUCCGCCUCAAGCACCCUACCCUGCUCAAAGUGCACCAUAUCCUACAUCGGGAGGAUCACCUUAUCCGCCACAGCAACAAAUGCCACCCUAUCCGACAGCAACAAGCAGCAGCAAUGUGAGCUACCCUGCCUUUGGUGCCGGCCUUCAGGCUCCUCGUCAGCAAUCUCAUAGCCCAAAGCCAAGCUAUCCUUUUGGUAGCCAAGCUCCUUACCCUGUUUCCAGUCCGCCUGGUCAACAUUGUCCCUAUCCGACAGGGAAUGCGCCCUAUCCUCCACAAGCACAAUCCUCAGCUCCUUAUCCUUGCAUGCAAGGAUCACCUUACCCAGCACAACCAUAUGGGGGCUGCAGUACACCCAACACGAACAUGGCAAAUUGUUUCUCUGAGAUGAAAAGUAGCAUGUAUGGCACGAAGUCCAGUCCACGAUCUAAGGGAACACCAACAGUAGUGCCUGCAGCAAGCUUCGAUCCCGUCAAAGAUGCCAACGAUCUUCGUAAAGCGAUGAAAGGUUUCGGAACAGACGAGGAUACCCUAAUCAACAUAAUCUGUCGCCGAAGCAAUGAGCAACGUCAAGAAAUCCAUCGUCAGUACAAAACGCACUUUGGGAAGGAUCUAAUCGAAGAUGUCAAAUCUGAGACGAGUGGGAAUUUUGAGAAACUUUUGGUUGCCUUGUUGCGUCCUAUUGUGGAGUUCUAUGUAGCGGAGUUGAAUGCAGCCAUGGCAGGCAUCGGAACUGAUGAGGAUGUACUUAUUGAAAUUCUAUGCACGCUAUCAAAUGCAGAAAUCCACACAAUCAAAAAUGCUUACUUAAGAUCAUAUGGAGCUCAUCUGGAGUCGGAAUUAAAGUCUGAGACUUCGGGAAAUUUCAAGAGAUUGCUGGUAUCUCUCUGCAAUGGAAACCGUGACGAAAGUGGUAGAACCGACGUGACAGCUGCUCAACAAGAUGCCAGGGAACUGCUCAAAGCUGGCGAAUUGCGUGUUGGAACCGAUGAGAGCACAUUUAAUAUGAUCCUUUGUCAAAGAAAUUAUCAGCAAUUGAGAUUGAUCUUUGCUGAAUAUGAAAAGAUGACUGGUCAUACCCUAGAGCACGCUAUCAGAAAUGAAUUUUCAGGCGACAUCAUGGAUGGACUGAUCGCCAUAUACAAAUGUGUUACCAACAAGUCAGAAUAUUUCGCGUCCCGUCUUCAUAAGAGUAUGGCAGGUAUCGGAACAAACGAUAACCAAUUGAUCCGUGUUAUUGUAUCGAGAUGUGAGAUUGACAUGCAUGACAUCAAGGUUGCAUUUGAAAGACUUUAUGGAAAGAGUCUUAGAAGUUGGAUUAAGGGUGACACUUCAGGACAUUACAAGCAUGCAUUAUAUGCCCUGAUCGGAGAACAGCGUUCCUCAUAAACGCCUUAGCAGGUCAUUGGCUGCAAAACUGUCAAUUCCUCCAGACAAUGCCUUGUUAGGAAGUUAUCUAAGUUUGUUGAUGCUUUCUUUGUACUAUACCUUUAAGUGAUUCAUUUGUAUUUUCUAUCGCACAUUUACUUUUGCAUUAGCAAUUUAGUGAGUAUUUUAUUAUGGAUUAAUGUAAAACUAUAAGAACUUCCUGUCAGAAUAAGUUGAUGCUUACAUACAAAUUUUAUACAGAAUAUUGUAAUCUGUUUUACCUCGAAUAUACAAAAACAAAUACCAGAAAAGAUUUCCGUAUGACAACAUAUAUUUUAUAAACUUAUAUAUUUAAAGUUAUACGUGUCGAAUAUUCUCUAAAUGUUAAAAUAUAUAUAAAACUAAACAGCA